AUGGUUCUAGCUGGCAAACUUAUUACAGAACUUGGGGUCAAAACACCCGCUGACAAGUUCUUCAAACUGUUUGCAUCAGAACUUCACGAAGUUCAAAACAUUUGUGAAAGAGUUCAUCAUGCCAAGCUGCAUGAAGGUGAAGACUGGCAUCACAAUGAAUCUGUUAAACACUGGACUUACGAAAUAGGUGGUGAGGUUCACACAUGUAAUGAAAGUAUUGAAGAAGUUGAUGAGGAGAACAAAAAAAUCACUUAUAAGCUGUUUGGUGGAGAUAUUGACAACUUCACUGUUUUUAAGCUGACUCUGGAAGUAAUCAAUAAAGCUGAUGGCACUGCUGCUGUUAGAUGGACUAUUGACUAUGUAAAAAUCAAUGAAGAUGUUGAUACUCCAAAUGGCUGGAUGGAUUACCUUAGCAAAGCCACUAGAGACAUUGAUGGUCACCUUAUCAAGGGAGAAAAGGUUGCAUUAUAA
This is a messenger RNA of Vicia faba (fava bean), 471 nucleotides long. Lineage: Eukaryota; Viridiplantae; Streptophyta; Magnoliopsida; Fabales; Fabaceae. The record is from the annotation of a GenBank genome assembly.